UCAGUUUGGCUCGUUGUGCCAGAGCAGCAACAAGUGCUCCGCUAUAUCUCAAUCUGAAUUUGAAUCCAAAUCCGAAACAUAAUCUGUUGCCGCGGCUGUAGCUGAAUACGAAGCGCAACAAGUGCGCCAGUGACAUCCAGAAGCCAGUGCAUUGCAGACGAGGCUGAGAUAAAUUUAAAUUAGGUCCGCAAUUUCAUCAAAUUAACAGCGGAACCCUGUGGCCCAACAAAGCGCAAUAAAUUAAUUAAGACGGAGAUAAAAUUGCAACUGCAUUAGCUGCCAAGAGUAUUAGCGGGCGAAAUUAGAAAGUGAAAGCCAACACGAACAGGUGACAGAAUGCUGCUCAAAGGCGCACAGCUGCUGCGAUGCGGAUUGGUCUCACCACACCGGAACUCGAACUUCCGCCUGACCUGUCGCUUCCUCUCCAUUCAGUAUGGAGAUGCAAAGAUCCUCACCCCUGCCGUCAAACAGUACGUGGAAAAGUGCGUGGAGCUCUGCCAACCGGAAAGGGUGCACAUCUGUGAUGGUACUGAGGUCGAGAGCAAGUUGCUCCAGGGCAUCAUGCUGAAGAAGGGAACCAUCAUUCCUCUGCCGAAGUACGAGAAUUGCUGGCUGGCAAGAACCAAUCCGGCGGAUGUGGCUAGAGUGGAGGGAAAAACGUUCAUCUCAACGGAUUCGAAGGAGCAGACAGUACCGGUUACGGAGAAGGCCACACCGGGAAUGCUGGGUAACUGGAUAGCCGAAAAGGACAUGCAGGCGGCGAUCAAGGAAAGAUUCCCCGGCUGCAUGAAAGGUCGCACCAUGUAUGUCAUUCCUUUUAGCAUGGGUCCAGUGGGCUCACCUCUCUCCAAAAUCGGAAUCGAGAUCACAGACUCACCAUACGUCGUCGAGUCCAUGAAGAUCAUGACUAGGGCGGGCAAUCCAGUGCUUAAUUAUCUGCAAUCUGGGGAUGGUCAGUUUGUCAAGUGCCUGCAUUCCGUGGGUACGCCCAAAAGUGGUGUCCAGGCAAUGCCAUCCUGGCCCUGCGAUCCCGAACGCACUAUUGUGCUGCACAAGCCAGCAGAAAAUGAGAUUGUAUCUUAUGGAUCUGGGUAUGGUGGUAACUCCCUGCUGGGCAAGAAGUGCCUCGCUCUGAGGAUUGGCAGCACCAUUGCCAAACGAGAGGGCUGGCUGGCCGAGCACAUGUUGAUACUGGGCAUCACCAAUCCGCAAGGUAAGAAGAUCUACAUAGCUGCCGCCUUUCCAUCAGCUUGCGGUAAGACCAACCUGGCGAUGAUGACUCCUACCCUGCCUGGCUACAAAGUGGAGUGCGUGGGCGAUGACAUCGCCUGGAUGAAGUUCGAUAACAAGGGUGUGCUGCGAGCGAUUAAUCCGGAGAAUGGAUUCUUUGGCGUGGCGCCCGGAACGUCGAGGGCCACCAAUCCCAUAGCCAUGGAUACGAUCUUCCGAAACUCUGUCUUUACGAACGUGGCCUCUACAUCCGAUGGAGGUGUCUACUGGGAGGGAAUGGAAAAGGAUCAGCUGAAGGGGGUGACUGUCACGGACUGGUUGGGUAAACUCUGGUCCCAGGAAUCCGGAAAGCCAGCUGCCCAUCCCAACUCCAGGUUCUGUACACCCGCCUCUCAGUGUCCCAUUAUUGAUCCCGCCUGGGAGGAUAGCGAAGGAGUGCCCAUCUCCGCAAUUCUUUUCGGAGGUCGUCGUCCCAGUGGAGUUCCCUUGGUUUACGAGGCUCGAGACUGGAAGCACGGCGUAUUUAUUGGAGCUGCUAUGAGGAGCGAGGCCACGGCAGCCGCUGAGUUCAAGGGCAAGGUCAUCAUGCACGAUCCCUUCGCCAUGAGACCCUUUUUCGGCUACAACUUCGGCGACUAUCUGGGUCACUGGCUAAGCAUGGAGCAGCGUGGCCAGGUGCCCAAGAUCUUUCACGUAAAUUGGUUCCGAAAGAGCAGUGAGGGCAAGUUCCUUUGGCCCGGAUUCGGGGAGAACUCACGAGUCCUGGACUGGAUCUUCCGGCGGGUGGAGGGCGAGCAGUGCUUCGAGGACUCUCCCAUUGGCCGCCUGCCCAGCAAGAAUUCAUUGAACUUGGAUAGUUUGGAAAACAUUGAUCUCGACCAGCUUUUCGAUCUGCCAAAAGAUUUCUGGGAGCAGGAGGUGGCUGCCAUAGAGAGGUACUUCGAGGAGCAGGUGGGCCACCAUCUGCCAGGUGCCGUGGCCGAGGAGCUGAGGGAGCUGAAGGCGCGUGUUGCUGACAUGUGAUGUGUGUGUUCCAUAGGUUACUUCCUAAUCUAAGACCCCUUAUUGCCUAAAAUAAAACGAAACGAACGAGAUUUUUAUAGUGAAAUUUGACUUGUGCCCAUUCGAGAAUGGAAUUGGGAUCGAAAUUGGGUUUGGGGCGUGGCCUAGACGGGGCUUAUCAGUGGUCGCCUCGGCGGAGGCCCGUCCGCAAUUGGCGUAAACAAGCGUAUAAAUCCAUAAUGCCGUUUAACCUAACUUAUCAACAGAUCCACGCGAUGAAAAACAAGCAAAUAAAUGCCAGAAAAAGCCAAAAAGAAAGUAAAGUUUAUGGGUGAACCUUUGCAAUUUUCGGUGGGUUUCCAAGGACUGAUUACUAAAUUCAAAGCGUGUGGUGUGAUGUACACUAUGGGGUGAACAGCGAUAAAAAGCCAAUAAGCCAAGAAACCAAAAGGCAAAAUAGCUAAGAAAUCGAAUCCCUUAAAAUAGUUCAUGGGCAAUGUAAAGAUCCUCAUAGUGAUGUUUUCCCUCGGAAAGUUUUCCUGGUCGACAGCACAAAUCCGGGUCUGAUCUAUAUUUAGACGAACUCAGAGGCUCGUCCACUGAUAACCCGCCCGGCUCCCUCCUCCCCAUUGCCUUCUUCUCAACCAAUCGCAUUAUUGAUUAUGCAUAUAUUUAGCGAAUCGAUCGUCUAUUGACGUAAAUUCCAAAUAAGCCCGAAUCAUCGAAAUGCGCCAAGUGGCGGUUAGGUGAGAACAGGAGCGAAGCAGUUAGAGUCUGAGUCCAAGUCCAAGUCUGGGUCCAGCAAUUAAUGCCGAUGAUGAAGAUUAUCAGGCCCAACUAGAAAAACAAGUCCAUAGUUAUAAAUAAACCAAUCGAAAAUCACGGCAACGCGUGUAGACGAAUUCGAUUUAAUUCGCAACUGGACUUUUCGUAAAGGGAGUCAAAAAUGGGGACGGGGACUGUAAGAGGGGGGAGCCAAGGACCAAGGACAACCAUCUGAUCAGGUUUCUCCAAGGACGUUGGACGCCAGUCUCUUCUGGGUCUAGGCUAAGUGAGCGGCUUAUUAUAAUUAUUUAAAACAAUUUUAAUAAAAAUUAUAUUUGGCCUAUUUGUUAUGAAGUUGAAUUAAGCUUGAAGUUUUAAAUUAGAGUUGGCAAGCGUUUUAAUUUAACAUUAUAAAUAACACUGCUACCAAAUAAAUGUUUACGCAACCAAUG
Molecule: messenger RNA, 3449 nt
Organism: Drosophila melanogaster (fruit fly)
Lineage: Eukaryota; Metazoa; Arthropoda; Insecta; Diptera; Drosophilidae
Gene: Pepck2
Product: phosphoenolpyruvate carboxykinase 2
Exons: 2
Coding region: 337-2253 (638 amino acids)
Biological process (GO): gluconeogenesis
Molecular function (GO): GTP binding; purine nucleotide binding; phosphoenolpyruvate carboxykinase (GTP) activity
Source: RefSeq, marked reviewed